AUGGCUAGACCGUUUGAGCCGGUGAAGAACAUUAAUGAUACGAAGGAGCUUUGGAAAGCGGCUGUUUGUAUCCAUCACAAAUGGAGCAUUGCUAAUAAGAACAAAGAACAUUUUGAGUUGGUCGUUGUUGAUAAAGAUGCAAGCAUGUCUAUCUGGUUGUUACGUUUACUUCUUCUGUUCAUCGGUUGUGACAUCCAUGUCAAAGUUCCUAAUGCUUUUAAACAAGCUUAUGAUUCACUAUUAACUGUUGGCAACACUUAUACAAUCUCAAACUUCCAAGUCUCUCUUAAUGAUUUGCUUUUCAAGCCUUCAUAUCACAAGUUUAUGUUGACAUUUACUGGUGGUACAUCUGUUACAGACAAGAAUAAACAUCAAAUUCCUGCAAAGCCACUUAAAUUCACUUCUUUUACUGAUAUUAUGACUAGGAAUUGGAAAAAGGAUGUUCUAAUAGAAAUUGGCUACACCCAACUUCAACAAGGGGGCAAGAAACAACAGAUCAAUCUAUUGUUGAAGGAUUUGUCGGACAACAUUUUGAAUUGCACUUUGUGGGAAGGAUAUGCAGUGCAGUUCCAUGAUUUCAGUAAAAAUAGAAAGGACACAACUCCACUCAUUAUUGUUUUGCAAUAUGCAAAAGUCAAGGAAGAAGGAAAGUAUCUAUUAUGUGUUUCUAACACUUUCAACAUUACAAAGUUGCAUAUCAAUGAUGACUUACCUCAGAUUAAAGAUUUUAUUGGAAGCCUACCAAAAUCCACUGAGGCAGAAUCUUCAAGUCAGGCUUUGAGUUUGCAGUCCCAGACUUUGUAUCAAUACUCAACUUCUUCUCAACACACUCUUUAUGAUAAACUAAUGUAUAAGGCAACUGUACUUCCUUUGGCUGAUAUUGUAAAACUCAGGGAGAUAACUCAAUGUGUUACCGUCGCAACAGUCACCAAACAGAGAGCUGCUCAAGGUGGAUGGUAUUAUCAAGCUUGUCAUCAGUGUCCUAGGGUUGCCAAAGGUAAUGAACCACUUUCUGAAUGUGGUCUUCGCCACAAAACUGAAACAGCCAUUUACAGGUAUAAAAUUUUAAUUGAAGUUUUUAAUGAUGGAACAAAAGCUACAUUUGUUAUAUGGGACCGUGAGGAUUUUCAACUUUUGAAGGCUGGUAUUAUCGACCCUCUUGAGUUCCCCUUAGCACUUGAUGCUUUAGUUGGAAUUACCAUGGUUUUCAAAGUCAAAUGGCAACCUGACUGGGAAAAUGUGUCUGUUAUGUCUAUCUUUGAAGAUGACAUUGUUAAAAAGGAUAUACUGCGUUCAUUUGGACAGGAAUUGCCUAAUUCCCAGAUCAUGCUAACUCCUAAUCUAACACAGAACAAUGAGAGUGUUGUUGAGGCUUCGCAUUUGGAUGAUUGGGACAUCAUUCUGGAAACCGAUGUUACGUCAAAUGCAUUGUCGGACCCUGUUACACCAACAUCAGCUGCCAAAUGGAUUGCUCCACAUGAAUCACUUGACAUUACUCCUUUAUCUGAGACGUGUGAAGGACAAGAGUCUUCCACAAAGAUGAAAAAACAUAUCAAACUGUAG
This is a messenger RNA of Vicia villosa (hairy vetch), 1563 nucleotides long. RefSeq lists its product as uncharacterized. The transcript is spliced from 12 exons. The record is from RefSeq and is a predicted model, not a curated record. Bases 1 to 1563 code for a protein of 520 amino acids. NCBI's taxonomy places the organism in Eukaryota, Viridiplantae, Streptophyta, Magnoliopsida, Fabales, Fabaceae.